Cajanus cajan (pigeon pea) is the source of this 2278-nucleotide messenger RNA. It is a transcript of the gene WIT1, whose product is annotated as WPP domain-interacting protein 1. NCBI's taxonomy places the organism in Eukaryota, Viridiplantae, Streptophyta, Magnoliopsida, Fabales, Fabaceae. The record is from RefSeq and is a predicted model, not a curated record.
CAUAGUUAGGGGCAAGUCCAAAGUGUAUGCUGUUGUGGUUAGGGUGCAACCAUUUGUCAUCGGAAAUCAUCAAUUCAGGGAUUGAAACCGACCCGUUUUUCUUCUUCUUUGAAUUCCCCAUUUUUCAAUUGGUUGUAGAAGAACAAUUAUUGAAGUGUUAGAUUACCACAAUGGACACUCAGAGUGCUGAAGACACCGUUGAUAUUGAUCUUGGAGGGGUUUCGUCCAGUGGAGAAGCAAUUGGGGAUUUGAAACUGAAUCUGGCAUGUUUCUCUGAGAAAGUUACAAAUUUGAGCAAUUUUGUGAUGCAUUUGGAAACUCUCGGUGUUGAAUUGGAGGGCCUGGUUUUGGAGAAAGAAGACAAUGACGCGGACAUGGAUUUUGUUGGGAAGUGUCUGGAGUUUGAUCUGUUAUGUGGGGUGUUGGGUUCUGAGGUUGUGGAAUUGGAUAGGUUCUUGGACUCCCUUCAAGCUGAGGUUGCUGACGCUGGAGAGAGGGUGGCCUCUUGCAAUCCCUGGCAAGACAAGUUGCUGGAUUCUGAGCAAUGUUUGAGGCAGUCUGAGGAGCAGUUUUCAGAGAUUAAGAAACAGUAUGCUUGUUUUCAGAGGACUUUGUCUUCUUAUAAGAGGGGAGGAAAUGGUUAUGUUGAAGAGGGCGAGAUCAUCUUAGAGGAUGGCCCAUCUUUAAAUGUAAACACAGUAAUGACGAUGCAAACAACUGAGCAACAAAGGCAUGUUCUGAGGAUGCUAGAGAAAUCUUUAGCAAAUGAAAUGGAUCUUGAGAAGAAUUUCAAUAACUCAAGACAAAUUGAAGAAAAGCUAAAAGAAAAGAUGGUUUCUUUAGAACAGGAGCUAUUUCUCAUGGAAGAAGAAGCAACUAAUGGUUGGGAAAGAUGGCUUGAGGCAGAUAAUGCACAUGUGAUACUGACUGGAAUUUCAAAAUCACUGUUGAAUAAACUCCAGAUUUCUCAAUUCAAUUUAAAUGGUUUAAGUCAGCGUGAAUCUGAGCUCAAAGCUAAGCUUGAAACUUCCAUAGAACAAUUGAAAGUGAAGGAUGUUACUUCAGACAAGAUUGGAAGCGACAAGGUGUCUUCUCUUGAGAAGCAGCUAAAAGAAACUGAAAGCCAGCUACUGAAUGUGAAGACUUCUGCUAAUGAAUAUCAGAAAAAGUAUAAUGUUUUGUGUUCUAGAGUGCGAGACAUGGAAGACCUUAUUGUUGAAUUGAAAGGAAAUGUAUCUCAUGCAGAAAGUCGAGCUAAUGCUGCAGACGUGCAGUGUAAAGUAUUGACGGAGACCAACAAUGAACUCAGCAAGCAACUGGAUCUUUUGAAAGAUGGUGGCGGAAAAUCUGAGAGGGUGGAGUCACUUGAAAGGCAGCUAAAGGAAUCCAAUUUACAGCUGCAGCAUGCAGUAGCAUCUGCUGAAGCUAGUCAAGAGAAGCAAAGUAUGUUGUAUUCCACAAUUAAAGAUAUGGAGCAUGUGAUAAGGGAACUUAAGUCAAAGGUUUCUAAAGCUGAGAGUUGGGCUGACAGUGCAGAGAAGAAAUGCAUUAUAUUAUCUAAAUCUAAUACUGAUUUAAAUGAGGAAGUAAGCUUCUUGAGGAGUAGAUUGGAAUGCUUGGAGGGAUCACUACACCAAGUGGAGGAAGCAAAAGUGGCAUCUGCAAAGGAUAUCGGAAAGCAGACCAAAGUUUUCAAAAAUUUGGUGAUGCAGCUGGCUGUUGAGAGAGAGCGUAUUAAUAAGCAGCUUUCUUCCUUAGCAAGUGAGAACAAAAUAUUGGUUGUGAAGCUAAAGCAGACAAAUAAGCAUCCUUCUCAAGAAGUUAGUGUGACUUUGGCCACUGACCAUGAGCUGGACAGGACUUGGAAAAAUUCAUCUACAAAUGAUAAUGAAGUAAAAUUUGCAGAUUCUAUGCCAGAUGCUGAUACUGUGAGGAGAAUAGAUGCAGGAGUUCUUAAUUUUAAGCACUUGUUCAUAUUAUCAGUGCUUGUCUUACUGGUUUCAGCCAUGACUUAUCUGCAUUCUGAUGUUAAUCUUGAAUGAAUUUUCAGAAUAUUUUUUUCUUGUAUUUUGGGAUCUAGGUGAGGAAUGAGGUGUAGGGGGAUGGAACCCCCAACCUUAAAUACCACAAUGCCGGAUUAGUAUAGGUUACAAGGUCAUUGAUAUCGUAGGCUUUAGUUCAAGUUGUUGUGUAGUAAUCAAAUUUUGUUGUAAUAGAGAAUGGUCGUUGUAGAAGUGAUCCUUUUAUUACCAUAUUAUGGAUUUUUUUUUAAAAUAUA